CGCGCGGCGCGGGGGCGGGGCGGCUUGUGUUGGGGGAUAGCCUCGGUGUCAGCCAUCUUUCAAUUGUGUUCGCAGCCGCCGCCGCGCCGCCGUCGCUCUCCAACGCCAGCGCCGCCUCUAGCUCGCCGAGCUCCAGCCGAAGGAGAAGGGGGGUAAAUAAGGAGGUCUCUAUACCAUGGCUCGUACAAAGCAGACUGCCCGCAAAUCCACCGGUGGUAAAGCACCGAGGAAGCAACUCGCUACAAAAGCCGCUCGCAAGAGUGCGCCCUCUACUGGAGGGGUGAAGAAACCUCAUCGUUACAGGCCUGGUACUGUGGCACUCCGUGAAAUUAGACGUUAUCAGAAGUCCACUGAACUUCUGAUCCGCAAACUUCCCUUCCAGCGUCUGGUGCGGGAAAUUGCUCAGGACUUCAAAACAGACCUGCGCUUCCAGAGCGCAGCUAUCGGUGCUUUGCAGGAGGCAAGUGAGGCCUAUCUGGUUGGCCUUUUUGAAGACACCAACCUGUGUGCUAUCCAUGCCAAACGUGUAACAAUUAUGCCAAAAGACAUCCAGCUAGCACGCCGCAUACGUGGAGAACGUGCUUAAGAAUCCACGAUGAUGGGAAACAUUUCAUUCUUUAAAAAAAAAAAAAAAAAAAAUUCUCUUCUUCCUGUUAUUGGUAGUUCUGAACGUUAGAUAUUUUUUUUCCAUGGGGUCAAAAGGUACCUAAGUAUAUGAUUGCAAGUGGAAAAAUAGGGGACAGAAAUCAGGUAUUGGCAGUUUUUCCAUUUUCAUUUGUGUGUGAAUUUUUAAUAUAAAUGCGGGGACAUAAAGCAUUAAUGAAAGUCAAAAUGUUUCAGUGAACAAGUUUCAGCAGUUCAACUUUAUAACAAUUAUAAAUAAACCUGUUAAAUUUUUCUGGACAA
Messenger RNA from Dama dama (fallow deer), 906 nucleotides. RefSeq names its product histone H3.3A. NCBI's taxonomy places the organism in Eukaryota, Metazoa, Chordata, Mammalia, Artiodactyla, Cervidae. Gene Ontology annotation, molecular function: protein heterodimerization activity; structural constituent of chromatin; DNA binding. Gene Ontology annotation, cellular component: nucleosome. The coding region runs from base 176 to 586 and encodes 136 amino acids. The record is from RefSeq and is a predicted model, not a curated record. The transcript is spliced from 4 exons.